Molecule: messenger RNA, 1639 nt
Organism: Homarus americanus (American lobster)
Lineage: Eukaryota; Metazoa; Arthropoda; Malacostraca; Decapoda; Nephropidae
Exons: 4
Coding region: 118-1041 (307 amino acids)
Source: RefSeq, a predicted model, not a curated record
GGUGGAUGGCUGGUGCGGUCAAGCGUGUGUGUGCUGGAGGUGUCCAUUCACCCGUGCUGUCUGCCUAGGAGUCUUCCUCCUUCUACAGUACCUCCCCUCUACACAGAGCAGAAGACGAUGGCGCCAACCAGGAGUGUGGCAACUCUACUGCUGGCUGUUUGGGUGUCGGGAGGAGCCAAGGCAGUAAUGGUGUCAACUGGGGUGACUUUCCGACGCUUGACUUCAGAUGGACACUGUGGCCAGUCACAGCUGGUGAUGCAGGUCGCCUCCCUCACCCAAUGUGCCGCUGUUUGUGCCAGAGAACCAGCUUGUGAAGGUUUCUCAUCAACCAGAAGCUCCGUGUCUCAGUAUAGAGAGUGUGCCACUAUCCAUAAUGUGACCCCGACUGACCUUGACCCAUAUUACCUCUGCUACGUUAGAGAGACCCUGUACAACCAGACUGUAGCCAUUACAACGACACAACCACCCACAACGACAGAACCACCCACAACGACAGAACCACCAACAACGACAGAACCACCCACAACGACAGAACCACCCACAACGACAGAACCACCCACAACGACACUUGGUCCCAAGACGGCGGCAACUCACUUGGGUGUGACUGGAGCCAAUGUUCUGGGUUUUACGUAUGAUGCUGAUUCCUUCAUUGCCUUCCUUUCUUUUUCAAUGUACGCGAUGCCUGUCGCCAGUCCGCCACCAGCAGUAGUAAGUACAGUGGUGAGCGAUGGCGAGGAGUGUGGUCAGGGCCAGGCCAUGGUAGGUAUUGGCCAUCUGAAUACAGGCGACCCAGAGAAGGACGACCAGAGGAUGUACUGUGCAGACAUUGUCAGCCCCAAUUCAGUCACUGCCACGUGUGAGCAGGUAACUAUUAGUCAAGAACCCCGACCGAACGUUACUUCCACAGACACAUCAACCUGGCAUGGCUGGCUUAGUUGCCAAGAUGAUUACACAGUGACCAAGUUGUUCUGGGUUUACGACACUUCACCAAUGUACAGCGACUACCGGUACACAGCAGCAAAGUGCUGUCUGGUGGCAUAACCGGCACAUGUGAAGCCAAGAGCUGAAAGUUCCUAACAGGUUGGAGGUGAUGACUCUACAACAUUUGUGUAUUAAGAUCAUAACACUAGAUACAGUACUGCAGCAGGCGUCAACCACUCGUCGUUAUCAUAACAUCCAGCACCAGACACCACCAUUGCCUCCACCAGCUGAACCUCCAGAGAUUCCUAAUAUCAGGUGUAGAUAUACAAAAUAUAAAAGUAUUUUUCUGCAGUCACAACAUACUUAAUUGGUUAUAAUGAUAACACGCCGUGAAAAGUUUACCUCGGUGAGGCAGAGAAUGUUUUAGCUUAACAUCUCUGCGGUGAGAAAUAUCAACAGAUUCACCAAGAAGUAUUAAUUAAUUAUUGUUUAUAACAUUAUUACUCGUGUAUCUGGUUUAUUGAGCCCACCUCUCACUACUGUUUACCCUCACCUUCAACAAAGUUCAUUAAGGUGGCGAGACCUGAUUGUGACAGGUUGGGUGCCACAAGGCUGAGAGAUGGAUAACACGUUUGGUAACUCACAACCUGUCUCGUUCCAGGGUAGUGUGAGGGGGGGGGGUUAGUGGUAGUAAUGGUGGUGUGAGGGAAGGGGUGGU